GAUGACCAGAGACUGCGGACACAGUACAGGGAUGACCAGAGACUGCGGACACAGUACAGGAGAUGACCAGAGACUGCGGACACAGUACAGGGAUGACCAGAGACUGCGGACACAGUACAGGAGAUGACCAGAGACUGCGGACAUGGUACAGGAGAUGACCAGAGACUGCGGACAUGGUACAGGGAUGACCAGAGACUGCAGACACAGUACAGGGAUGACCAGAGACUGCAGACAGUACAGGAGAUGACCAGAGACUGCGGACACAGUACAGGAGAUGACCAGAGACUGCAGACACAGUACAGGAGAUGACCAGAGACUGCGGACA
This is a messenger RNA of Staurois parvus, 325 nucleotides long. The record is from the annotation of a GenBank genome assembly. NCBI's taxonomy places the organism in Eukaryota, Metazoa, Chordata, Amphibia, Anura, Ranidae.